UUCUGGGCUUCCGGGAAAAGAAGGCGGAGCUCGAAGACCGAGAGGCAAAGGGGGAAGAUGGCCACCCUUGUGUUGGAUAACGGCGCUUAUAAUGCCAAGAUCGGGUACAGCCAUGCUCAUGUCAGUGUCAUUCCUAACUGUCAAUUUAGAUCAAAAACAGCUCGUCUGAAAACAUUUACAGCUAAUCAACUGGAUGAAAUUAAAGAUCCAUCUGGGCUUUUUUAUAUUCUUCCUUUUCAGAAGGGAUAUUUGGUGAACUGGGAUGUUCAGAGACAGGUAUGGGACUACCUUUUCGGAAAAGAAAUGUAUCAGGUAGACUUUGUAGAUACCAAUGUUAUCAUCACAGAGCCUUAUUUCAACUUCAGUUCAAUACAAGAAUCCAUGAACGAAAUAUUAUUUGAAGAAUACCAGUUCCAAGCAGUUCUUAGAGUAAACGCUGGAGCUCUCAGUGCUCAUAGAUACUUCAGGGAUAACCCAUCAGAACUGUGUUGUAUCAUUGUGGACAGCGGCUACUCAUUUACACACAUUGUGCCUUAUUGUAGAAGUAAAAAGAAGAAGGAGGGCAUUAUAAGGAUUAAUGUUGGAGGAAAACUCUUAGCCAAUCAUCUAAAAGAGAUCAUCUCUUAUAGGCAACUCCACGUUAUGGAUGAAACCCAUGUAAUUAAUCAAGUAAAAGAAGAUGUAUGUUAUGUUUCACAAGACUUUUUCAAGGAUAUGGAGACUGCCAAAUUGAAGGGGGAAGAAAAUACAGCCAUGCUGGAUUAUGUAUUGCCAGACUUCAGCACAAUCAAAAAAGGCUUUUGUAAGCCAAGGGAAGAAAUGGUGUUAAGUGGAAAAUAUAACACUGGUGAACAAAUACUUCGUCUUACAAAUGAGAGAUUUGCCGUUCCGGAGAUACUCUUCCAUCCUUCAGACAUUGGCAUUCAAGAAAUGGGGAUUCCUGAGGCCAUUGUUUAUUCAAUUCAGAACUUGCCUGAAGAAAUGCAACCUCACUUCUUCAAGAAUAUCGUUUUGACUGGAGGAAAUACUCUUUUCCCUGGCUUCAGGGAUCGUGUUUACUCUGAGGUUCGAUGUCUCACUCCAACUGACUAUGAUGUUUCUGUUGUUCUUCCAGAGAAUCCUAUUACUUAUUCCUGGGAAGGUGGAAAGCUGAUUUCAGAAAAUGAUGAUUUUGAAGAUAUGGUGGUAACAAGAGAAGACUAUGAAGAAAAUGGGCAUAGUAUAUGUGAAGAGAAAUUUGAUAUUUAAGUGUUUUGUUUGGAUACUGACAUUAUAUU
Euleptes europaea (tarantolino) is the source of this 1277-nucleotide messenger RNA. RefSeq names its product actin related protein 6 (gene ACTR6). The transcript has 11 exons. Bases 58 to 1248 code for a protein of 396 amino acids. The record is from RefSeq and is a predicted model, not a curated record. Lineage: Eukaryota; Metazoa; Chordata; Lepidosauria; Squamata; Sphaerodactylidae. Gene Ontology annotation, molecular function: nucleosome binding. Gene Ontology annotation, cellular component: Swr1 complex.